AUGAGUUUGACCGCCGUUGCCCGCAAUGCGGUGCCAACGCAAAGAGCCACCCUGCGUCCCCUUUCCCGACUUGCCGCCAGCCGUCUAUCCCACUCCGCCCUGAACGCCAGACUAACCGGCGGCGGACGUCUGCCCUCCCGCCUCCCCGCGCUGGCGAUCUUGAUCCCACAGCAGCGAUGGUAUGCCACGGAGCAAUCUACAACCCACGGUCCGGGAGUUCCUCCCAACUUCCCGCCUCCGGGUUUCAACGCCGAACAGGCUAAGCGUCCUCUCCCGAAAGAAGAAGCCUCCCCAAAACCUGCUUCGAGCACGAAAGCACCGGAUGCCGAGGCCUCACAAGCUGCAACACAAACCGAAAAUGCCAAUCCCUCCGAGCCCUCCAAAGUGAUCUCUAAGCCCAAGGAGACGAACCUUGACGCGGAAGCGGCCGCAAAACAGGCCGUUGAAGAGCCAAAGGAGACCAAGAAGCUUACGCUCGGCCAGAAGAUCAAGAAGGAGAUCCAGCAUUAUUGGGAUGGCACCAAGUUGCUGGCCACCGAAGUCAAGAUCAGUACCAGAUUAGCUGUCAAGAUGGCUGCUGGGUAUGAGCUCACCCGCAGAGAAAAUAGGCAGCUCCAACGUACGGUCAAGGACCUGGGCCGUCUUGUGCCGUUCUCGGUGUUCGUGAUCAUCCCAUUCGCGGAGCUGCUCAUCCCCGUCGUCAUUAAAUUUUUCCCGAACUUUCUCCCAAGCACGUACGAAGGCCAGAAAUCCAAAGAUGCAAAGGCGGCAAGCCUGAGAGACACCCGAAAGGAGGUAUCUUCAUUCCUUCGCGACACCUUGAAAGAGACUGGUCUUCCUGUCAGCCCAACAAAUGCAAAGAAAGAGGAAUUUGCGGAGUUCUUCAGAAAGGUGCGAGCCACCGGUGAGGAUCCAAGCGCAGAGGAUGUCAUCAAAGUAUGCAAAAUCUUCAAAGACGACGUCACCCUCGACAACCUUUCGCGACCGCAGCUCGUUGGAAUGUGCAAAUACAUGAACCUAAACACAUUCGGCACCGAUGCAAUGUUGAGAUACAAUAUUCGCCACCGGAUGAGGCAAAUCAAACGUGACGACAAGGCCAUAUCCUUCGAAGGCGUUGACUCCCUCUUGGUGCCUGAACUCCAGACCGCCUGUGCAUCCCGUGGUUUGAGAACUCACGGCGUUUCUCCCGCCCGCCUAAGGGAGGAUCUCGGAAUGUGGUUGGAUCUUCGUCUUAAGCAGGGCGUUCCGUCAACGCUGCUCGUCUUGAGCAACGCCUACAUGUACACCCAACAGUCCCAGGACUACGAAAUUUCGUCACAGAUUGAUGCUCUCAAGGCAGUGUUGUCGAGCAUCCCCGAAGAACUGUUCCACGAGAUCGAACUCGAGGUUCACAAUGCCGAGGGAGCGGCCACAAACAAGCAGCGUCUCGAGGUCAUCAAGGAACAGGAAGAGUUGAUCGAGGAGGAGAAUGAGCAGAAUACCGAAAUCGAAGAGCAGGGAAUGCCCGCCCCCAACGAUAACCAAGAUAUCGACGAGAAAGAGGAUAGAGUUGCCGCCAGUAGUGACUCUGCCGAUGGUGCAAGCCAGCAACCCCAGGCAUCAGAAGCCUCUGAAGCGGAGGCGGACCUGUCCAAGCAACAAAAGGAGCGCAAGGCGGAAUAAGCCCUUUGACAUUCCGAGCCUGGCAGACGGGGUUUUGAAAUGGCCUCUCUCUCUCUCGCUCUCCUUUUUUUUUCUUUUUCUUUUUUUUUUUUUUUAAAUUUGAUUUUAAUGAUUUAUUUACCCUUGCUGCUUGCAUACGGUUUGUAUUAGUUAUUUUUAUAUGGCGACCAUCGUCUCGCGAUUGACCUCGGUUUUACUCCUGCUGUACACUCAUACGCCACUGCUAGUUUUCCUCUCUCCAUCCCUCUCUUUUUGCCGGGAAAGGGGUUCGCGUUUCUCGUCUAUUUCGCCUCUUCUUCUUUUGUCUCCUUCUGUCUCCUUGGGGCGGGUACUGGGUAUCGAAGGCAUUGCUUUUUUGAUCUGGUCGUGGCUGGCUCAUAGACGGCGGUGUGGAAGUUGGACUAUGCAUUGGGUUUAUUUGCCUUUUAGACGCUGGGCCUUUCCGCCCUGUAGAUACCUCUCUAGAUAGGCGUGAUACCUCAUCACAACAUGAAUGAAUUUAUACAGUUAAAA
Messenger RNA from Coccidioides immitis RS, 2175 nucleotides. Its product is annotated as MRS7 family protein. Gene Ontology annotation, cellular component: mitochondrial inner membrane. The record is from RefSeq and is a predicted model, not a curated record. Gene Ontology annotation, biological process: intracellular monoatomic cation homeostasis. Gene Ontology annotation, molecular function: ribosome binding. The transcript has 3 exons. The coding region runs from base 1 to 1662 and encodes 553 amino acids. Lineage: Eukaryota; Fungi; Ascomycota; Eurotiomycetes; Onygenales; Onygenaceae.